GGCUGGUUUUGUGCUACAUAUAAAAAGAGGGCUGCGGUGGAUAUCAGGCAUGGAAAAGAAGCAAGAUAUUAACAAAGUAAAACUCAAACUUGGACUGCAAUGGCCAACCACAAAGGUGUGAGUAUUGCUGUUGAUUUGAGAAGUCAUGAAAACAACUCGGCUCACCGCACCAAGGAGAUUGAUCGAGAACAUCUGAUCGUCCGCAGGGGUCAACCCUUUUCCAUUACUUUACAGCUUUCUGACAAUCUGCUACCUUACCACAGCCUAGCACUGGUGCUGUAUCUCGGUGACAACCUUGUGAUCACAGUUCAGGAUGAGUACGGGGCCAAUGAUAAGUGGUGGUUUCACCAGCAGAAAGCUCAGGAUGAGGUGCUGCUUUCUCUGCACAGUCCUGCGGACGCCCCCAUUGGCCUCUACCAGCUGGGUGUGUCUGUGAUGUCACGGGAUGGCCAGAUUGUACAGGAAACCAACAACCUGAGGUUUCACCUGCUCUUUAAUCCUUGGUGCAAAGAUGAUGCUGUGUACCUCCCUGAAGAAAUUCUGCUUCAAGAGUAUGUUCUGAAUGAAGAUGGAAUCAUUUAUAUGGGAGCCUGGGAUCACAUAAACAGCAUUCCCUGGAAUUAUGGACAGUUUGAGGAUCAUGUGAUGGACAUCUGCUUUGAGAUCCUAGACAACUCCAACAAUGCCCGGCAAAACUUAGCAGAGGACUGUGAGUGCCGAUCUGACCCCGUCCAUGUCAGCAGGAUAAUCACAGCUAUGGUGAACUCAAAUGAUGACAGCGGGGUCUUAUUUGGUCGCUGGACGGGGUCAUAUUCUGAUGGAGUUGCCCCUUAUAAUUGGACCGGCAGCGUGCCAAUCCUGCAGCAGUGGAGCAAGUCUGGAUACAGGGCAGUCAGAUAUGGCCAGUGCUGGGUGUUUGCUGCUGUGGCCUGCACAGUGCUGCGUUGUCUGGGGAUCCCAACACGGGUCAUCACCAAUUUUUGUUCUGCACAUGAUGUCGAUGGAAACUUGUCUCUGGAUUUCCUGUUUAAUGAAAAACUGGAAAGCUUGGAGGGAAGUGGCAAAUCAGACAGCAGCUGGAACUUUCACUGUUGGGUGGAGUCCUGGAUGAAAAGACCUGAUCUCCCCACAGGAAACGAUGGCUGGCAGGUUUUGGACCCCACCCCUCAGGAACUCAGCGAUGGUAUAUUUUGCUGUGGUCCGUGUCCAGUAACAGCCAUCAAAGAGGGGACUCUACAAGUAAAGUACGACACUCCCUUUGUGUUCGCUGAGGUGAAUGCUGACAUCAUCUACUGGAUUGUCCAAAAUGACGGCCAGCGAAAGAAGAUUAGAGUGGAUGAGAGCACUGUGGGGAGGAACAUCAGCACCAAAAGUGUGUAUGGUGACCACAGAGAAGAUGUCACCCGACACUACAAAUAUCCAGAAGGCUCAAAACAGGAACGAAAGGUGUAUGAAAGGGCAGGACGUCGGGUCAUGCCUUCCAACCGUGUGGGUCCUGAACAGCUUCAUCUGAAAAUUGAACAUAGCAAUCCUGUAUUUGGCACAGACUUUGAUGUUAUUAUAGAGGUACAAAACAGAGGAAACAAAGACACGUGUGCUCAGCUGGUCAUGGUGUUAAAGGCUGUAACUUACAAUUCUCUCCAACUGGAUGAGUGUCAGCGGCGUAAAACCAGCAUCACUGUAUCAGCCCAUGACGCUCACAGGGAGGUGUUGCGUCUGUACUAUGACGAAUAUGCACAUUGUGUCUCUGAGCACAAUCUGAUCAACGUGAUUGCCUUCAUCGAGGCCUCAGGAGAAAACGAGCCCACCCUGACCAUGUCCAGUAUCCCUCUGAUCAUGCCUGAACUUGACAUCGAGGUGUCUGGAAAAGCUGUUGUAAAAGAACAAGUGAAGGUUAUUAUAUCCUUCACCAAUCCUCUGUCAGUCGCACUGAAAGGUGGUGUGUUCACCGUGGAGGGGGCCGGUCUCCUGUCUGCCACCAAGGCCCAUGUUCACAAAGAUAUUGCUCCGGGCCAGAAAGUGUCUUGCAGGCUGUCCUUCAUUCCCACUCGGGCCGGAGUGAAGAAGCUCCUGGUGAACUUUGACAGUGACAAGCUGAAGGAUUUGAAAGGAGUAGCCACUGUGCUUGUCCACAAAAGACGCUCCCACACAAGAUAAUCUGCUGCGUGCAAGCCAUGCAUGUAUGCCACAGUAAAAUUACACUGAAAGGAACUGCACUUCAUUUAUGCCAGUCAUGAAGAAUGUGAAUAAUACUCUGGUGCCAUAUGGAAAAUCUGACAAGUCCUGACUUAUCUAAAGGAAACUGGCUGUAAAAGUGAUAAUUUGUGUUAACAAUAAUCCUUACAUUCAGCUUGUACAAUUACAUAUACAACCCCUGGCAAAUAUUAUGGAAUCAC
Thalassophryne amazonica is the source of this 2396-nucleotide messenger RNA. It is a transcript of the gene tgm2l, whose product is annotated as transglutaminase 2, like. Bases 100 to 2157 code for a protein of 685 amino acids. Gene Ontology annotation, molecular function: protein-glutamine gamma-glutamyltransferase activity. The transcript is spliced from 15 exons. Lineage: Eukaryota; Metazoa; Chordata; Actinopteri; Batrachoidiformes; Batrachoididae. The record is from RefSeq and is a predicted model, not a curated record. Gene Ontology annotation, biological process: peptide cross-linking.